UUCUGGACUCAAUUUCUCAGGAACUCCACUAUCUCACCCCGGGGGGAAAUGCCUCAGCUGAAGUUUCUCUAGCUCCAGCUUUGUGAACAGAGAGACCUGACGCUUUGGAGUUACAGCAGCUCUGUCACUACUGACUCAUCUGCUUCAAGAUGUUUGCCGUCCACUUGCUAGCUUUCCAUUUCACAAAGCUAAAAGAAGAUCAAAUAAAAAAGGUUGACAGGUACCUGUACCACAUGCGUCUCUCCGACGACGUCCUGCUGGAUGUGAUGGCUCGAUUCCAGGCUGAGAUGGUGAAGGGCCUGGGGAGAGACACCAACCCCACAGCAACAGUAAAAAUGCUGCCAUCAUUUGUGCGCUCACUUCCUGAUGGCUCAGAGAAGGGUGAGUUCCUUGCUGUUGAUGUGGGUGGCUCCCAGUUCCGUGCCCACAGGGUGAAGGUGUUUGAUGAUGGGAAGCAGAGCAGCGAGCUGGAGACCAAGUUUUACCCCUCACCCAAGGAGAUCAUACAGGGGAAUGGAGCUGAGUUCUUUGAUUACAUUGCUGACUGUCUGUCAGACUUCAUGGAGGCUGAAAACCUGAAGCAUAAGAAGUUACCUCUUGGCUUUACAUUUUCUUUUCCAUGCAAACAGACUAAAUUGGAUGAGGGAGUCCUUCUUAGCUGGACGAAACACUUCAAAGUUCGGGGAGUUCAGGACACAGAUGUGGUCAGCUCUCUGUGUAAGGCCCUUGAGAAGCAUAAGGAACUAGACCUUGAUGUUUUGGCACUGGUCAAUGACACUGUGGGAACCAUGAUGACUUGCGGAUACGAUGACCAGCGCUGUGAAGUUGGACUCAUAAUUGGUACUGGCACCAACGCGUGCUACAUGGAGGACAUGAGGCACAUUGAUCUGGUGGAAGGUGAUGAAGGGAGGAUGUGCAUUAACACAGAGUGGGGUGCCUUUGGAGAUGAUGGUGCUUUGGAUGACCUCCGCACAGAAUUUGAUCUGGAGCUCGAUCAGGGAUCUCUUAAUCCUGGAAAACAAUUGUUUGAGAAGAUGAUCAGCAGCCUGCAUUUGGGGGAACUUGUAAGACUCAUCCUCUUAAAAAUGACAAAAGAUGGUCUGCUCUUCAAUGGGAAAGUGUCAACAGCUCUGUUAACUAAGGGCAAGAUAGAAAUGGAACAUGUGUCUGCAAUGGAAAAACAUAAGGAAGGUCUGAGCAACACAAAGAAGAUCCUUACAGAGCUGAACCUAUUUCCCUCUGAGGAGGACUGCAUUGCUGUUCAGCACGUCUGCACCAUCGUGUCCUUCCGCUCAGCCAACCUCUGUGCUGCUGCCUUGGCUGCCAUACUGACCCGGCUCAGGGAGAAUAAAAAACUCUCAAGGAUGCGAACCACUGUUGGGAUUGAUGGGGGACUCUAUAAAACCCACCCCCAGUAUGCCAAACGCCUGCACAAGGUGGUGAGAAGGCUGGUCCCAAACUGUGAUGUUCGUUUUUUCCUCUCCCUGAGUGGCAGUGGGAAGGGGGCUGCCAUGGUCACAGCAGUGGGGUACAGGCUGGCCGCUCAGCGCAAGAAAAUUGAUGCUGCUCUGGCACCAUUUCUGCUCUCCCUGGACACCCUGAGAGAGGUUAAGAACAAAAUGAGGACUGAACUGGAGUACGGGCUAAAGAGAGAGACACAAGCCAGUGCCACAGUGAAGAUGUUACCCACGUAUGUCUGUGGGACACCAGAUGGAACAGAGAAAGGGAAGUUCCUUGCCCUUGAUCUUGGUGGGACAAAUUUCAGGGUUCUGCUCGUCAAAAUCAGAAGUGGGAGAAGAAAAUCUGUGCAAAUGUAUAACAAAAUCUUUGCCAUUCCUUUGGAGAUCAUGCAAGGGACAGGGGAAGAGCUCUUUGACCAUAUUGUUCAGUGCAUAGCAGACUUCCUGGAGUAUAUGGGAAUUAAGGGUGCUCGACUGCCUCUGGGCUUCACCUUCUCCUUCCCAUGCAGGCAAGCCAGUAUUGACAAGGGUACACUUGUGGGGUGGACAAAAGGUUUCAAGGCAACAGACUGCGAGGGAGAAGAUGUUGUUGAUAUGCUGAGAGAGGCCAUCAAGAGAAGAAAUGAGUUUGACUUGGACAUUGUGGCCGUGGUGAAUGACACUGUUGGGACAAUGAUGACUUGUGGAUAUGAGGAUCCAAAGUGUGAGAUUGGCCUUAUUGCAGGAACAGGCAGCAAUGUGUGCUACAUGGAGGAUAUGAAAAACAUAGAAAUAGUGGAAGGGAAUGAAGGAAAAAUGUGCAUUAAUACAGAAUGGGGAGGAUUUGGUGACAAUGGAUGCAUUGACAACAUCAGAACAAAAUAUGAUAAAGAAGUAGAUGAAGGGUCUCUAAACCCAGGGAAACAGAGAUACGAAAAAAUGACCAGUGGAAUGUACCUAGGUGAAAUAGUAAGGCAAAUUUUGAUCGACUUAACCAAACAAGGACUGCUGUUCAGAGGACAGAUUUCAGAAUCACUCAGGAAAAGAGGCAUAUUUGAAACAAAAUUCCUGUCUCAGAUUGAGAGUGACCGGCUCGCCCUCCUCCAGGUCCGCCAAAUUCUGCAGCAUCUUGGCCUGGACAGCACAUGUGAAGACAGCAUCAUUGUGAAAGAGGUGUGUGGAGCUGUUUCAAAAAGAGCUGCCCAGCUUUGUGGGGCAGGACUGGCAGCUAUUGUAGAGAAGAAGAGAGAAAACCAAGGUGUGGAGCGCUUGCAAAUCACUGUUGGAGUAGAUGGGACUUUGUACAAGCUCCAUCCACAUUUUUCUAGGGUCCUGCAGGAAACGGUGAAGGAACUGGCACCUCAGUGUGAUGUGACUUUCAUGCUCUCUGAAGAUGGAAGUGGGAAGGGAGCUGCUCUCAUUACUGCAGUGGCAAAAAGAUUGCAUAAUGUUGGACAGAAGUAAAAAUGAGAGGUCAUUUCAGCACUGCCAGGGGUAUGCACUAGAGAUUUGCUGAGCGGUGAUUCAAGAUAGCUUUGCCAGACACCAGUACACAGGUACCUGUUUUCAGGGAUCAGCUGAUUUUAGACCAAACCAGACUUUGUAGAUUUUUGUUCUCUGAUAAUUUGGACCAGGUGUUUCUGCUCCCCAGUGGCAUUAUGCCUUGGCAUACAGCAAUCUACUUGGUUCUCUAUUUCCUGCAAUGCAUCUUUAAUGCACAUGGGAGAGUGAAAACAAAACAAACAAGCAAACACAAACAACCCCAAAUGUGUCUUUCUACAAUGGUGAAAUUAAGCUGCUGCACCACAACUGAGUUUGUGAUCAGUUUUUUAGGAUUUGCGUGUGUUUUAGUUUCAGCUUGGCUUGGGUCAAGGAAUAUUGAGAUCCUGGUGUUGCACAUAUCUAGUGAACAUAUUAGUUUAAUGCUUAACAGGUUUUACAGUAGAUCUGUAAAAUAAAUUAAUGGACUUUGGUCAAUGAUGCUCUCCCCCUCCACUACACUGUUUACAAGUGUAUAGUAAUGUAAUGCUUUCCUGAGUACAGGAGUAAUGUUUAAAAAAUGAAUGUCAAGGAAAAAAACAUGAUUCCACAAAGUAUCAAUUUGUGUCAGAAUGUUAGUGCAUCUGAGUGCAUAGAAGCCUAAACCAGCACUGGAUGGAUUCUGUGACUGGUUCUUUUGAUAAUGGGGGAAAGAGAGAAUGUAGAAGCAGCUACAGGGUCUGCUGUGUCUGUGUCAGAGCUGUGUAUCAGAGACUAUUGGAUUUGUUCAUCUUUGGGCUGCCAAAAUUAAGAUGUGUAGAGAGAAAAAAGUAUCAUCUGAAUUUCUGAAACUCUCCUUGUUUUCCCUUGGUUAUCUCUGUGCCUGUUCAUGAGACAAUAGUUUCCAUUUUGUGGAAAGGAGCUUAUCCUUAUUUUCCUUUUUCUGUUGGCCGCUGCUCUGCCUGUCUGUAGUGUGUUGUAAAUAAAUCUGUGGUGCUGUGAACCUUUGCUUUUCUGUCUAGUGCCUUUUCUGAGUUGUGGGAAGAACACAGAGACAAAUGGGAGCUUUCUUUAAGCCUCUAUAACAGUACUCAGCACUACUGCAGUUACUAUGAAGGUUGUGGAUAGGGCCCAUGCUUUUGUGUGACCAAGACUAAACGAAAGGAACAAUAUGGUACAGAGAAGCAGCAAAUCUUUAGUCUGCUGUUCUGUCUUCUUGUUUGUUCCUGCGCAUCCUUUAAUUCUCUCUUCUUGGUUAUAUGCUUCCUUUCAGAUUGGCAGCAGAAAGUAGGGCCAAGAAAUGUGCUUUAAGCCUAGUUAGGUCAAAAGUAGCUAGCAUGCAGGAGAAAAAUCAGUUGGGUUUAUGUAACAAAGCUGAUGGGCUUAAAUUUAGCAAUGGCAAAUUCAAAAAGAAGCUACAGACCUUUCUUGUUUUGUAGGUUUAAAAAAAAAUAUGUCAACAGCUCUGUGUCAAUGUUGGAGUCACCAGAUGAGUAAAAAGUAGUACUUGGAAAUAAUUUUCACUUCUGAAGGAAUUCCUCACAUUGCUGAGCUCAUUGUACUGAACAACUGGGAAGAGAUAAGUUGUGAACUCACAUUGCAUUUAAUUUUUUUCUUUCUUUUGUCAGGAAGCUUAAUGUUUAAAUUUGUCUUUAUAUUUCAGAAACCACAGAGCUACAGAAACCAAAGUUUGCUGCGUAGUGGGGGCAGAGUUAUUUGGAGCAGAUUUUUUUCUUCAUGAUGAAUAGGCAAAAUUUGGAGGGACUGGAUAUAGGAGAAAAAAAAUAACAUCAGGGCUUGGGGCUCACUGGGGCUUAGCAAUAGCCUAGAAUCAUUCUUCUGGAUUGGCUGUUUCUCCUCUCAGCAUUCUGAAAUCUUGUACUAUUUGUGUAAUUUUGAGUCCUUUUGGGGGAGUGCAUCUGUGGAUGAAGUAUGUCCCUGUGUUAUCACUCCUGUAGGAGGUCACGUGGACUUGCACCCAGGAUGGCCAUGUAAGUAUGGUGCAGAUUAUCUUUUGUCCUUUAAUUCUAAAGUCUGUCCUGUACAAUUGAAAUGCAAAUCAGUAACAAAACAAAGUAAACCCCUUGCAUGGAUCCUUGCUUAAAAUUUAGAAAGAAAUCCCUGCGUGCUUUGAUUUUUCUCUUUUGUAUUUUUUUGAAAUUAAAUAUUUGCACAGAGUGGUUUUGCACCUCAGCUGCAGUUAUUUUUCUGCAGUAGAUUAGACCCACACAGUGAUUUUUUUUUUUUUUUGCAUCUGCAGUUUUUUUCCAGUAAGUCUAUGGGUGUUGUGGAAUCCAAUCACAUGAAACUGAAACUGUUUACUAAGUGCUUGGCAACCAACCCAGAGCUCUAGUCAAGAUCCUUAUGGCCCAGAACACACAUAUUCUUGCCUUUUCAGGAGGCUGCUGGCUUGCCCUGCCUGAAGCCAGGCAGCUUCCACACAGAUCUGACACAGAUCUGCUGGGCAGCAAGAUGGCAUCUAAUCUGGGAAGUCUGCUGCUUUCUGAAAGGAAAUGAGCAAAGAUUUACUGGGAAGCCUUGCAGAAGGGGAGGAUGGCUACUUUACCAGGGGUACAAACUUCACUUGUAGUUUCCAGGGAUCCUAUAAGCACAGUGUUGCUUUCAGCUGACUCUAAAGCAGAACAUUCUCCAUCUGGGUAAUGAUGCAGCAUCGUGUUCCUAACUACGUUGACAUGUGGAAACUCAAGGACUGUUGCAAACUUGCUUUGGCUUUGCUUUUUUCCAGACUUUGGCUGCUGAGCCCAAAACCUUCUCUGCACACUGUAUGUGAUGAUUCAGCUUUAAUGCUACCUUAAAAUAAAAGUAGAGUCCUUCCACUAGGUGUAUCACAGCAUGAGAAAUACAAUUGGAGUGCAACAGAUCAUGUGAAGAUGUUAGUAAAUUUUGAAAUAAAAUGAGAUUAUUCCAGUUGCA
Calypte anna (Anna's hummingbird) is the source of this 5852-nucleotide messenger RNA. It is a transcript of the gene HKDC1, whose product is annotated as hexokinase domain containing 1. NCBI's taxonomy places the organism in Eukaryota, Metazoa, Chordata, Aves, Apodiformes, Trochilidae. Bases 150 to 2903 code for a protein of 917 amino acids. The transcript has 18 exons. Gene Ontology annotation, biological process: intracellular glucose homeostasis; glycolytic process; glucose 6-phosphate metabolic process. Gene Ontology annotation, cellular component: mitochondrion; cytosol. Gene Ontology annotation, molecular function: D-glucose binding; ATP binding; fructokinase activity. The record is from RefSeq and is a predicted model, not a curated record.